This is a messenger RNA of Purpureocillium takamizusanense, 4042 nucleotides long. It is a transcript of the gene BUB1, whose product is annotated as Non-specific serine/threonine protein kinase. The record is from RefSeq and is a predicted model, not a curated record. Gene Ontology annotation, molecular function: protein kinase activity; ATP binding. Lineage: Eukaryota; Fungi; Ascomycota; Sordariomycetes; Hypocreales; Ophiocordycipitaceae. Bases 921 to 3728 code for a protein of 935 amino acids. The transcript is spliced from 3 exons. Gene Ontology annotation, biological process: meiotic sister chromatid cohesion, centromeric; mitotic spindle assembly checkpoint signaling; protein phosphorylation.
GCCUCACUGACACAUGCGCGCGUCAACAUCUAUCAGCCAGUCCCGUAACCCGAUCGCGACGACCCUCGGCUAUAGACUCGCCAUCCACGACACGACACGACACGACACGACACGACACGACAUACAAGGAAACGCCGCAGGAGCUGGUCACGAGCCAAGAGAGCAGCCCACCAUGCCGGCCACGGGGGACCUCAUCGACUUCGACGUGAUUGAGGGCCACAAGGAAAACAUCCAGUCCUUGCCCGGCGGCCGUUCCGCGAAGAAGCUCGCCGACCUCUACUCGCCCUCGCCCCUGCACAAGCUGUCGACGCCGACGCCUUCAGACACGAAGAACGUCAACGACUGCAUCCGCGCAGAGUACGAGGCCGAGGUGCAGAACAUCUCCGAGUCAGACGAUCCCCUCGAUGUGUUUGACCGGUACGUCCGAUGGACGCUCGACGCGUACCCAUCGGCGCAGGCAACGCCGCAGUCCCAGCUGCAUACCCUGCUCGAGCGAGCGACCAAGACCUUCAUCAGCUCAGCCCAGUACAAGAACGACCCGCGCUACCUGAAGCUCUGGGUCUACUACAUCCAAUUCUUCUCAGACGCGCCGCGUGAGACGUACAUGUUCCUGUCUCGUCACGGCAUCGGAGAGGGCCUCGCUUUGUUCUACGAAGAGUACGCCGCCUGGCUCGAGGGCGCCGACCGGUGGGCGCAAGCGGGUGAGGUGUACAAACUGGGCAUCGAGCGCGAGGCCCGACCAGUCCAGCGGCUGCUGCGCAAGUUCAAGGAGUUUGAGGAGAGGCUCGCCCAGCAGCCUGACGGCGCGGACGAGCCGUCGUCACCCGCGCUGCCUACGAUGCGACCAGCUCUAGCGGCCAAAAUGGACCCCUUUGGGGCCGCUUCCCGGCCUGUCGAUCCGCAAGCGCCACGGCAAACGAAUGGGAUCGGUGGGUCUGGGCCCUCGUCGAAGCCAGCCAAGUCGAAGCUGGCCAUCUUUUCUGACGCCGACGCGAAGCCGGCUCCCCUUUCGUCGAGGAGUGAGGGCUCGAAAGGUUGGGACACCAUCGGCUCCUUGGCCGACCGCAAGAAAGAAAACACGAUGGAGCCAAAGCCAUGGGUUGGAGAGACGCUCAAGGCUGGAGGGAAGAAGAACACGGCCGCGGCAAAGAUGGCCGUGUUUAGGGAUCCGAACUAAUUUCUUUUAUUGGCAUUGGCGUUCUCGUGUAUUUCAGUCUCUAUCUCAAAUAAACAACAUCGUCGUUGUUCCUUCCAAGAAUCAAGUGACGGUGCACCCGCAGACGGGCAAGAAGGAAUGCAUCUUUGUUGACCUUGCGGCCAUCUACCCGACUCCGGAAGAGCAAGGCACGGAGCUGAGUUUCGAGGAGAUUGUCGCCGCGAACCGGGGCUGGCUCGACCACACCUGGGAUGAGGAGACGGUGGACCGCAGUAUCGUGGCAGAGCCUGACCGUGCGCUACACGAUAUCGACGAAAUCAGCAGCGACAUGGUUGAUAAGCUCGUGGUCCGGCAAGAUGGCCCUGUCUAUGACGAAAACGGAGCCAUCAUUCAGCCGCCGCCUCGUGAGCCCCGGGCUGGGAAGAAGAAGAAGCUUAUGGAGAUGAACGAGACGCAAAUUAUCAAGGCGAAACUCGACUCUCCUUCGGGGCCCAAGCUGCGCAAGAAGCAAGCCUCGGAGCCAACAAUGACCCUCCACACGAAGGCAGCCACGGAUGACAUAUAUGAUAUUUUCAAUGCGCCGCUCAAGCCGGUCGGCCAUGAAGAGGAGAGCGCUGACGAGGACGACUACGAGACUGAUGGGGAUUACACAACUGACGCCGAGAGCACGGGCACCACGAGGCACGUUGACAACGCCGAAGACGAGGCAUCUGAUGCCAAGAGCGUGAGCGAAUGGUCCGAGUUCUCAACUCGUAGACAUAUCCCGGACAUUGGCGCCCACGCCAACGAGGGCGAAGAAGGAGAGGACGACACACACGUGUCCAGACCCCACGACGAAGGCAAGCCUAAGGAAGACUAUGACCAAAUGGACCGAGUCACAUCUCAAGAGGACGCCGACGUCGAGACGCCUGACGACGAAGCGUCCCCUCCUCGAACCCGUACCGUCUUCGUCCCAGUUCCACCCGAAGAUUAUGAUCCCCCCACGCGACCGUAUAGGGACCCGGUCGAGGCGGCCAAUAAUCGACUACCGUUCAUGACGCCGAUCACAGAGAGGACAGAGGUGUCUCUGGACGUGGAUGCCGACGACGAUUCGCGCUUCAAGACGCCGUGCAAAGGCGACGAUGCUUCGCCCGCUGUGCGCGAACCCCUGGAUCUGGAACCGCUCAGCAGCCCCUUGCGGGAUGCUGAGUUUGACGAGCCUCCGAUUCCCAAGAUUCCCGCUUCUCUGAAGCCAAAAGCUGCGGCUCCGCCCUUCAAGACUUCAGCCAAACCUCUCAUGCCCAAGGGCCCCAUCAUCAAAGAACAGCAGUGCAACCCCGUGGAUGAAUUGAUCCGCCUGGAGAUCUUGGACAAGAUACAGCCGCCGCUAGCCUCGUACGCCGGUUUCCACGACCACCGUGAGGAAAAGUAUGAGCACGGGGGCGAGAUCCGUAAGUUCGCCAAAGCUCUGACAAGAGCUAGCAGAGGCAGUGCGGAUAAGACCACCCCGGUCCCAGAGCCUGUCGUCAUCGAUCUGCCGGGCACGAGGAGCGUGUACACGGUCAAGCGGGAGUUGGGUGCAGGGGCGUUCGCACCAGUGUACCUGGUUGAGAACUCGGCGCCCCACGAACAAGACGAUGACGAGAAUUGCGUUGUGGCCAUGGGCAAGGGCACGUUUGCCGUGAAUCAUCGCGGCGAGCUCGAGGCCCUCAAGAUGGAGGCGCCCCCUUCGGCCUGGGAGUUCCAUAUGAUGCGCGUGGCGCAUACUCGCUUGGGCCCGCAGCAUCGAGCCAGCGCCAGUCUCUCUUACGCACACGAGAUGCAUCUUUACCGCGACGAGGCCUUUCUCUUCCUGCCAUAUCAUCCGGACGGUACCCUGUUGGACGUGGUCAACCUCUUCCGCGCGGAGCCCUCGGGCGUCAUGGACGAGCAGCUGGCCAUGUUCUUCACCAUCGAGCUCCUGAGGACUGUGGAGUCUCUGCACGCCAAGGGCGUGCUCCACGGCGAUCUGAAGCCCGACAACUGCCUGCUGCGGCUGGGCUCGGCGGCGGCGGACCAAGCCCUGGCCACGCAGUGGAGGGCGGACGGCGGCGGCGGCUGGUCGUCGAGGGGCGUCGUCCUCAUCGACUUUGGCCGCAGCAUCGACAUGAAGGCGUUCGCGCCCGACGUGGAGUUCAUCGCCGACUGGAAGACGUCGUCGCAGGACUGCGCCGAGAUGCGCGAGGGCCGCCCCUGGACGUGGCAGAUUGACUACCACGGCCUCGCGGGCAUCGUGCACUGCCUCCUCUUCGGCAAGUACAUCGAGACGGCGCGCUGCGACCAGGGCGGCCUGGGCAGGACGGGCCGCAAGUACAGGAUCCGCGAGAGCCUCAAGCGCUACUGGCAGACGGACCUCUGGGCGGACUGCUUCGACGUGCUCCUCAACCCGGGGUCGCACCUCGAGGCCGAGGACGCGGGCAGGAUGCCCGUGCUCCGGUCCAUGCGGGCCGUGCGCGAGCGCAUAGAGUCGUGGCUCGAGGCCAACUGCGAGAGGGGCGUGGGCCUGCGCUCCCUCGUGGGCAGGCUCGAGGCGAAUGCGAGGAGCCGCAAGUGAGCUCGAGGUGAAUUUCACUCCGUUUUUCUGUUUGUUUGUUUGUUUGUUGGUGUCUUUGUUCAUAGCCGCCCUCUGUAUAUGACGACGUCGAUGAUGCAUAGGGUCUGGACCGUGGUUUGGAUGUUGAGAAAGCCGGGGCGCGCGCAUUUCGUAAUCUUUCUUGUUUUGUGGCCAAGGACCGUUUCGGAUCGAGGCUGGAUGGGACGAGCUGAAAAGUGCAUCUGGCUAUUAUUGGACGGCAUUUGCGAUGAAUACCCUGAGCUGCUUUUGUGUGUCGUAUGCUAUUAUACAAUGGAUUUUGCCAUGCCUUUGAA